GACCACAUCCUGUUUCCUCUUCUCUGACUUUAAUAAGUUCCAGUGAAAGUAAGGCUAUUGUCAGUGGAGCAGCAGAACUCUUGCUGACACCACACUCAUCACCAUGGCGCUGCACAAUACCUGGGUGGUCCUGAUGCUGGUCCUUAGCCUUCGGGGUCAAGUUCAAACAGGGAAAAUCAUCGGGGGACGCCCAGCUGUCCCUCAUAGUAGACCCUACAUGGUGCUUUUGGAAUUGAAAACUUUGCAGGGAACCACCAUAUUUUGUGACGGCUUCCUGAUCAGCAAUGAGUUUGUGGUGACAGCUGCUCACUGCCAGGCCCGUAUCUAUAACGUCUAUGUAGGUCUUCAUAAGUUCAAGAAUGAUCAAACUCCGAAGGCCAUUCAAGUGAGUCAAGCAAUUCCACAUGAGGACUACAAUGAAAAACCAAUAUCGAACGACUUAAUGCUACUGCAGUUAAGUGAGAAGGUAAACGUCACAGAGCAUGACAGACCGAUUAAUUUAGCAAGCCGAGGUGAUCAUCUGCCUCAACGCUGUAUAGUCUCUGGCUGGGGAUUUAGCGAAGAGAAUCCCAACGAGAUGGCCAGCGAGCUGAGGGAAGUUAAUGUUACCCUUGUGAAUCAUACACUCCCUGCUGAUCGCCAUGUUUACUCCUCCCUUGGAGAAAGCGGACCUUCCAAUGGAGACUCUGGCGGUCCACUUGUUUGUGACGGUGAAGUGGCGUACGGUGUUGUGUCAGGCGGCACAAAGAACUUCAAACUGUACACUAAAAUCCCAGACUAUCUUGGUUGGAUUUUAGGCCACGUGAGGAAAAAGUGACACCAGAAUGUCAUCGUUAAUUUGCUCGUGCUUUGUGAACCUUGUUGAUGAAUAAAUCGCUGUUCCACACACCUGUCCUGAUUCUCUCACCUCAUGGAAUGGGACACGUUGUGGGAGAAAAUGAAAAGGAACUAAAACUUAGCAGAAUAGCAUACAUUCUUUGUUUUCGUGUGUGUGUGAGUGUAAAUGUUUGUGUACUUUUUCUAAUGCAUCUAAACCUGGUUGAAACGAAGUCAUCCCUGUUUAAAACUUGAAUAACUUUACAUUCUUGAUCCACUGAAUGAUAAAUUGUUUAAAAAUUAAAUUAGACUGCCACCUUG
This is a messenger RNA of Gadus macrocephalus (Pacific cod), 1137 nucleotides long. Its product is annotated as granzyme B(G,H)-like. NCBI's taxonomy places the organism in Eukaryota, Metazoa, Chordata, Actinopteri, Gadiformes, Gadidae. The record is from RefSeq and is a predicted model, not a curated record. Gene Ontology annotation, molecular function: serine-type endopeptidase activity. The transcript is spliced from 5 exons. The coding region runs from base 104 to 817 and encodes 237 amino acids. Gene Ontology annotation, biological process: proteolysis.